AUCUCUAUAAAUUAAUAAAGUUUUAGUUUUAGUUUUAGAUUCUCUUCUUUUUGAUUUCUUGAAUUUGAAACUAGGAUGGACAUGAUCAGUGAGUUGACGGAUGAUUUGAUCUUGAAGAUAAUGUCAUCACUUCCUUUUAAACAAGUGAUAGCCACAAGUGUCUUGUCGAAACGGUGGCGAUCUCUAUGGAAGUUGGUGCCGAAACUCAACGCUGGUGAAAAUGAAUGUAUCAUUGGAUCUGACUUUUACAGCUCUCUGGCGGUUAGUAAUCCUUAGGUUCUAGAGAGGGUGGAUUUAAAGCUUAUCACAGAUUAUCAUUUUGACAGGAUUGAACUUUGGGUUAAACCCGCAGUUUAUUGCGGUUUGAGAGAGCUAAGAAUCGAGAUGCUUUACACUUCCAUGAAAUUGCCGGUUUGUGUAUAUGCGUGUGGAACACUCAAAACCUUGAUACUAUGCAGACUACAUCUCGUGGAUGUUCCGCCAUCGGUUUGUUUGUCGUCCCUCAAAACUCUUUGCCUUUUAUCCAUGAAGUUCUCAUGCGACGAAUCUGUUCAAAGGCUUUUAAGCAUUUGCCCUGUUCUUGAAGAUUUGGUUGUACGAAGAUCCACUUAUACCAGUGUGGAGAUUUUCACUAUAAAUGUGUCUACUUUGAGUAGUUUAUCUAUCGAUUAUUCAAGGGCGGUAUCUCAACCCGCUCGUGUUCAUGGAUUUGUUAUUAAUGUUCCUUCUUUGAGGUACUUGAACAUUAGAGACCAUUUCAGUAACCUUUUAAUGUUUACAAAUAUGCGGGAGCUUGUUAAGGCGAAUGUCGAGGUUGUUUGUAAUCAAUCUGAGAGUUUAAUAGGAUCCCUUACCGCAGUCCGACAUCUCUCUUUGUGCUCAAAAAUUUCAAAUAUUCCAUACCAUCGAGACACUUUCGGCUUCUUUCUUGAACAUCUAGAGCUGUGUACUUGUUGUACGGAGUGGUGGAAUUUACUUACCCGUAUACUCAAAGACGCUCCAAGACUUCGAGUUCUCAAGCUUAAGUCGAUACAUUGUGCUCAUUACAAUGACCCAAUGGAUCGCUGGAACCAACCGAGUUCUGUUCCUGAAUGUUUAUUAACACAUCUUGAGAUUUUGGAGUGGAGACAGUACAAAGGCACAAAGCCAGAGAAACAGGUGGCAAAGUACAUCUUAGCAAAAGCGGUUCAUCUAAAGAUGGCGACAUUCUCCUCAAAAUCUACAGAGAAACAUCAUAUGUUCAACAAGUUAAAGUCUGUCUCCAUAUGUUCAAAGGCAUGUCAACGUGUGUUCAACUGAAAUUAUCUAUGACCAUGUCUUCAAUUCACUUAGUUUGAACUCUUUGGAAACUGGAACUUGGUAUUCAUUUACUACAACGCAAGAACAGUUUACAUAACACAAUCCUAGAGACACCAAAAACAGUGCUAUCAAUGCUCAUAUUUAU
This is a messenger RNA of Arabidopsis lyrata subsp. lyrata, 1444 nucleotides long. RefSeq names its product putative FBD-associated F-box protein At5g56560. The transcript has 3 exons. The record is from RefSeq and is a predicted model, not a curated record. Lineage: Eukaryota; Viridiplantae; Streptophyta; Magnoliopsida; Brassicales; Brassicaceae. Bases 385 to 1299 code for a protein of 304 amino acids.